AUGCCGUCACUUGUAGAUUCUCUUCCUUCUCGCCAGACAGCAAUUAUCGCCCAAGGGCCCGGAAAAGUUGCCGUCGUCCACGAUGUCCUUGUCCCACGAGUCGUUAGCCCUAAUACGGCCAUCGUGAAAACAGCCGCCGUCGCCAUCAACCCAGUCGACGCCAAAAUGCUUGACUACAGUGCUGCAUCCGGUGCGGUUCAUGGGUACGACUUUGCAGGCAUCAUUGUUGCUCUAGCGGAAGAAGGCGUGCCGACGCACUUGGCUGUAGGCGACCGUGUUGCUGGCCUUGUGCAUGGGAUGAAUUCAUUGAAACCGGAAAUCGGCGCCUUUGCCGAUUAUAUCUGUGCCACGGCAGACCUCUUGCUAAAGAUCCCCGAUCAGAUGAGUUUUGAGGAUGCAGCUACCUUGGGAAUGGGCUUGGGUACUGCUGGAAUGGCACUGUUUAAGGAAUUGAAUGUGCCAGGAUCACUCGAUUUCCUGAACGAGGAGAAGAAUCAAGAAGAGGAAGUGCAGAAACCGCCCCCCAGCAAAGCAAAAGCAAUGCCAUUUAUUUUGAUCUAUGGAGGAAGUACGGCCACGGGAACACGGGCUAUUCAGCUGGCCAAAAUGUCCGGCCUCCGGCCAAUCGCAACAUGUUCGCCCCAAAACUUCGACCUUGUGCGUUCGUUCGGUGCAGAGCAAGUAUUCGACUACCACGACGAGCGAUCCGCAGCAGAAAUCCGAUCCUACACUCGCAACUCGCUCGUCUACGCAUUAGAUUGCAUAUCUCUGUCACAAACAACCCAAUUCUGUCUAGCCGCCAUCGGCCGAGCCGGUGGACGGUACGUGGCUCUAGAACCCUAUCGUGAGCGGCUCGCUUCGAUUCGGAAAGCUGUGAAGAUGUCAUGGAUUAUGAUGCUGACCAUUUUUGGCGAACGGGUUGCCCUGGAUGGUGUUUAUGGUCGUGAUGCGCAGCCGGGGGAUUAUGAGUUCGGUAAGAAGUUGUUUGGGAAGAUGCAGAGGUUAUUGGAUCAGGGUGAGGAUAUUGUUCGAACUCAUCCAGUGCAGCUGAUGGGUGGAAGAUGGGAGGGGGUUGUGAAGGGGUUGGAUUUAAUUAGGGCAUCGGAGUUGUCUGGCCGUAAGCUGGUUUAUUCUAUCUAA
Molecule: messenger RNA, 1140 nt
Organism: Talaromyces atroroseus
Lineage: Eukaryota; Fungi; Ascomycota; Eurotiomycetes; Eurotiales; Trichocomaceae
Exons: 2
Coding region: 1-1140 (379 amino acids)
Molecular function (GO): oxidoreductase activity, acting on NAD(P)H
Source: RefSeq, a predicted model, not a curated record